Molecule: messenger RNA, 705 nt
Organism: Prunus armeniaca (apricot)
Lineage: Eukaryota; Viridiplantae; Streptophyta; Magnoliopsida; Rosales; Rosaceae
Source: the annotation of a GenBank genome assembly
AUGGGAAACCCAAAUGUAUGUGUGCCAACUAAGCUGCAUGAUGCUCUAUCUAACACCAAAUGGAUGGAUGUCAUGAAUAUGGAAAUGGAUUCCUUUAACAAGAAUAAGACAUGGGAUUUAGUUCCUUUUCCACGAGGGAAGAAAGCAAUUGGAUGCAUAUGGGUGUUUACUUUGAAACAUAAGGCUAAUGAUUCUAUUGAUUGUUACAAGGCUAGAUUUGUAGCAAAUUGGUAUACUCAGACCUAUGGAGUGGAUUAUUUGGAGAUCUUUGCUCUAAUGGCAAAACUUAAUACUGUGUGUGUGCUUUUAUCCAUUGAUGCUAACUGCGAUUGGCUCUUAUUGCAAUUUGAUGUCAAAAAUAUGUUUCUACAUGGUGACCUCAAGCAGGAUAUUUACAUGGAUCUCCCUCCUGGUAUUCCUGUGACCUCUAAUAAGGGUAUUGUAUGUAAGUUGCUGAAGUCUUGGUAUAGAUUGAAGCAGUCUCCAAGAGCAUGGUUUGGAAGAUUUGCUACAUCUAUAAAGAAAUUUGGGUAUGUGCAAAGUAACUUAGACCACACUUUAUUUCUAAAGCAUCAUAAAGGUAAAUUGAUGGCUUUAAUUAUUUAUGUUGACGAUAUAAUUGUGGCUGGAGAUAAUAAGGCAGAAAUGCAAAGUCUUCACAAGUAUCUGGCUUCCAAGUUUGAGAUGAAAUCAUUGGGUGAUUAA